Messenger RNA from Bipolaris sorokiniana ND90Pr, 522 nucleotides. RefSeq lists its product as uncharacterized. The record is from RefSeq and is a predicted model, not a curated record. Bases 1 to 522 code for a protein of 173 amino acids. NCBI's taxonomy places the organism in Eukaryota, Fungi, Ascomycota, Dothideomycetes, Pleosporales, Pleosporaceae. The transcript has 3 exons.
AUGGCGCCCCAAAAGCCUGCUGCCAACGAUACGGCUCCAAAAGCGAAGAAGACUCCUACUGACAAGCAGAGCAAAGACAAGGUUGUGAAGAGGCGUGCGCGCGGAUACCACACCUUCAGGAAUGGCAUGCUUAACGUCACACCCAAGGGCGGAGAUGUCAAAGCCAACCAGCAGUCGCCUCUACUUCGUCUCCCGCCCGAGAUUCGCAACAUGAUAUGGGAGCUCGUGCUUGCCGGAAGAGUGUGCACACUGGAUUACGACAAAGCCGGCCAUGUUUCCAUGUCCUCGCCAAAGGCUCCCACUGGGAUUUCUCUUUUACGAGUAUGCCGUCAGAUCUAUGCAGAAGCAGCCAAUAUUCCACUGCAACAGAACACGUCCUCCUUCUCGACGUGUUACAACAUACAUAAAUGGUUUGUAGUUCUCAACAAGGGCCAACGCAACCAGGUUACUUCCCUCCGAUUUGAGGAUAAACUCGUAAAAGAUUUUUCAGACUUUGUAUACUCCAUGACCUAUCUGGUAUAA